AUGUUCACGGUUCAAUAUAAGGAUAAAGUAAACGGUUGGCAAAAACCUAAAAUUGUACCUUUGGGUAACAUAAGCCUACAUCCGGCAUCAAAAGUUCUUCAUUACGCAGUCGAGUUAUUCGAAGGAAUGAAAGCGUAUAGAGGAGUAGAUGACAAAAUAAGACUUUUCAGACCGGAUUUAAACAUGAUAAGAAUGAAUCGUUCGGCCGAAAGGUCAGGUCUGCCAACAUUCGAUUCCGAAGAAAUGAUUAAAGUUCUUUGCCGAUUAAUACAAAUCGAUCAAGAAUGGGUUCCACAUUCCGAAACAUCGAGUUUGUAUAUAAGGCCAACGUUGAUAGGAACAGACCCUGCUUUGGGAGUUAUAACAUCCGAAUCGGCAUUAUUAUUUGCAAUAUGUUCUCCAGUCGACAGUUAUUUUUCUGGAGGAUUUAAAUCCACGUCACUUUUAGCAGAUCCUAGAUAUACGAGAGCAUGGCCUGGAGGUUGCGGAGAUAGAAAAAUGGGUUGCAAUUAUGCUCCAGCCGUAAAAAUUCAACGUCAAGCCGUCGAUCAAGGACUUCAAUCCGUUUUGUGGUUGUUCGGUGAAGAUGAUCAAAUCACGGAAGCUGGAACUAUGAACAUAUUUAUUGUUUUAAAAAAUGAAAAUGGAGAAAAAGAAUUGGUCACUCCUCCACUCUCUGGUCUCAUAUUACCCGGAAUAAUAAGAAGUUCCGUUUUAGAUUUGGCAAGGGAACACAAAAGAACUUUAAUUUCUGAAAGAAACAUUAACAUGAAAGAAUUAAUUUACCAUUUGGAAAAGGGUCGAUGUUUGGAAAUGUUCGGAGUGGGUACGGCUUGUGCUGUUUUACCAAUAACAUCCAUUUUAUACAAAGACACACUUUUAGAGAUACCAACACUCGAACAAAAAGAUAAAGAAUUCGAAUUUUACUAUAAGAUUUUAACGAGCAUACAAUAUGGACACGUCGAUCAUCCCUGGGGUGUUUGCAUAGACGAUUAUUACAAAAGCGAAAUCAAAUAA
Pediculus humanus corporis (human body louse) is the source of this 1017-nucleotide messenger RNA. RefSeq names its product Branched-chain-amino-acid aminotransferase, cytosolic, putative. NCBI's taxonomy places the organism in Eukaryota, Metazoa, Arthropoda, Insecta, Psocodea, Pediculidae. Gene Ontology annotation, molecular function: branched-chain-amino-acid:2-oxoglutarate transaminase activity. The record is from RefSeq and is a predicted model, not a curated record. The transcript has 5 exons. Gene Ontology annotation, cellular component: mitochondrion. Gene Ontology annotation, biological process: L-leucine biosynthetic process; L-valine biosynthetic process. Bases 1 to 1017 code for a protein of 338 amino acids.